Aspergillus chevalieri is the source of this 702-nucleotide messenger RNA. RefSeq lists its product as uncharacterized. The record is from RefSeq and is a predicted model, not a curated record. The transcript has 4 exons. The coding region runs from base 1 to 702 and encodes 233 amino acids. NCBI's taxonomy places the organism in Eukaryota, Fungi, Ascomycota, Eurotiomycetes, Eurotiales, Aspergillaceae.
AUGCACAUCCUCGACUACUACAUGGAUUUCACCGGCAAAAUCAUCAGCACUGGAGACAAGCGCUACUUCGUCGAGAAGCAGCUAAACGAAGUCAUCAAUCCCCAGCUCGCCCAAUGCCACGUCCUCACGCUAGCGUACGACAUGGAGACUUCGAAUCCAGUUAUGAUCAAGAUUCGCUACGACCUAAACCCAGAACCCUUCGACAUCCACGACCCCUCAAGCCACAAAGAAAUAACCGAUGAAGACUUCCUCGAUGAAGUCAAAUGUAUCUGGUACCUUAGCUUGCUUGGUCAUGGACCACGGUAUAUCAAGUAUGUCACUGCCAGCGCCAGUGCGGAGUUCCCGUAUCCUGAGGGGCGGGUUUUUUUUUUGGUUACGGAUAGGGUUCCUGGGGAGAAUGUGGAUGAGAUUCGGGGGGAGUUGUCUGAUGCGCAGGUUGAAAGUAUUGGGGUGCAGCUUGGGUAUAUUCUUGAUAGGGCGCUGGGACAAAUGAACAUCCUUUUGUACGAUCAGGAUCCGAAUUGUCUGCGGUAUGAUAUGCAAAAUGGCAAACUGUACUUCAUCGACCUAUCCUACAUGUGCUUCGGCCAUCCUAAGGAUGCCAACAGCAAAAAGACAGACCAUGUUCAAUAUCUGGCAGGAUGGACUAGUGAAGAUAACCGAGUCUUGUGGGUUCGACGGUAUCCAGGAAUGGGCUGUUAA